UACAGCUCACCGGUACUGUGAGGUUCUGCUCCUUUGCGGGUGUCCCGGCGGACUUAAGAGCCGCAUGUCUAGGGCUGCGGCUGCCCCUUCCCGCAGCUCUGGCCUCGUAGGUGGGGGUCGAGUCCCGGACAGAUUCCUCUCCUCCCGGAGCCCCAAAGCUGGAAUCGGCAACCGGGGUCUGCGAGCCCAGAUAGCUGGCUCAGGCCUGGCCCGCCAUUACCACGCUGCUCUUGCAGAAUGGGUUCAGAGUAGUUCGCGGAGCUGAACACCCAACUCCAGGUCUCACUUGGUUCCUCUGGGUGACUUGCCUAGCUCCAGGGUCGUGGAUAUGGACCUCUCUCACUUCCUGGUCUUCCUGUUUGUCCUGCUACUAUCUGGGACGGGAGCCACAGGCUCCCUGAAGACCUCCCUGGACCCAGGCCUGGAGAUCUACAAGAAGCUGUUUGAGGUGAAGCGGCGGGAGCAGCUGUCGGCACUGAAAAACCUGGUGCAGCUGAACGACGUCCACCAGCAGUACAAGAUCCUGGAUGUCAUGCUCAAGGGGCUCUUCAAGGUGCUGGAGGACUCCCGGACAGUGCUCAUGGCCGCGGACGUGCUGCCGGACGGGCCCUUCCCCCAGGACGAGAAGCUGAAGGAUGCUUUCUCCCAGGUGAUGGAGAACACGGCCUUCUUCGGGGACGUGGUGCUGCGCUUCCCGAGCAUCGUGCACCACUACUUCGACCACAACUCCAACUGGAACCUCCUCAUCCGCUGGGGCAUCAGCUUCUGCAACCAGUCGGGUGUCUUUGACCAGGGGCCCCACUCGCCCAUCCUCAGCCUGAUGGCCCAGGAACUCGGGAUCAGCGAGAAAGGCUCUGACUUCCAGAACCCAUUUAAAGUAGAUCGCACAGAGUUCGUUUCUAGCGCGGACCCUCUCCAGAAGGCCCUGAGAGAAGAGGAGAAACGCCGGAGGAAGGAGGAGAAGCGGAAAGAGAUCCGCAAAGGCCCGCGGAUCUCCAGGUCCCAGUCCGAGUUAUAGGCCCGUCGCAGCCCAGGGUUCGAGAGGCCAGGAGGAAGAGGAGGAGGCAGCACGGCCGAGGGCAAGCAGUGCUGACCGCUUGGUGGUGAGAGCCGGCCCCUGUGAAGGGAGGUCCUGUUCGCUUGGCCCCCUGGAGCCGGCUUUGAGGCCCAGCUGAAGAGACUGGGCUGCGGAGGGCUGGACUUCCUCCCGGGGGCCUCCCUGGAGGGACGGGGCGUGGAGGGGCCCUUCAGAGCACGCCGUGCUGCAGAUCUAACCCUGCGGAGAGGCUGGGGGAGGGAGGGGGGGCCGGGGCUGUCCCCUCCCAGGGGGUGAGGGCUGGUGACCGGCUGGCUGCUGUCCUUCAUGGGGAGGUGGCAGAACCAGGCUCUGAGCUAUGCGUGGGGGUGCCACACCUGCUGCUGGCUCUACUGUGUCACUGAGCCACGUGGUGUGAGUUCCAGCCCCCUGCAGAGACACAAUAAAAGCCAGCUGAGCCUCUGGGCAAGCCA
Messenger RNA from Phyllostomus hastatus (greater spear-nosed bat), 1509 nucleotides. It is a transcript of the gene CCDC134, whose product is annotated as coiled-coil domain containing 134. The record is from RefSeq and is a predicted model, not a curated record. The coding region runs from base 329 to 1018 and encodes 229 amino acids. The transcript is spliced from 8 exons. NCBI's taxonomy places the organism in Eukaryota, Metazoa, Chordata, Mammalia, Chiroptera, Phyllostomidae.